GCAUAAAAAUUCUGUUUCACACAAGAUAGACCUUAAAAAGUCAUUUCUUCGAAUACCUGUUGAACUUCCAACGGGGAAUCGGAUUCGCCAAGCCGCGAUUACAUAAUAAAUAUAUGGAUCCGACCAAAUCCGGAGAGCCGAUAUUAUCGGACAGGGUCCUGGUUAACGGCAGUGAGACGACGGCGACUCUGACUGCCCGAGGUCAACUCCGGUGGUCUGAUCUGAGUCUGGAUGUAGAGAAGGAGGUAAUCGGGUUUUCAGUCGAGGGUUCGAAGAUUAAAAUCAGAAUUGUAGUUGAGUGUACGGCUGGAAUAUGCUGUUUUGCCAAACCAGCCAUGACGAGGAAGAAUUUCACUCUUGAAUUCUCGUCAGAUAGUUCUCUCCACUCAUGGGCUCAAAAACUCCACGAAAUUAUCGACGGUCUAGGUAGACCAAAGAGGCUAUUUAUAUUUGUGAAUCCUUACGGCGGGAAGAAAUCGGCAUUGAAGAUUUUUGAGACCGAAGUAAGGCCUUUACUUGAUGAUGCUAAUAUUGACUUCACAGUGCAAGAAACUAAAUAUCAGCUUCAUGCAAAGGAAGUUGUUCAAGAGCUGGAUAUUAAAAAGUACGAUGGAAUUGUUUGUGUUAGUGGAGAUGGAAUUUUGGUCGAGGUAGUUAAUGGAUUGCUCAACAGGGAGGAUUGGGAUGCUGCUAUAAAGAUUCCUCUUGGAGUAGUACCUGCAGGAACCGGAAAUGGCAUGAUAAAGUCGCUUCUAGAUUCAGUUGGUCAACCUUGUGCAACAUUUAAUGCUACCCUUGCUGUUAUUCGAGGGCAUAGGCGUUUGCUGGAUGUAGCUACUAUAUCACAAGGAGACACUAGAUACUUCAGUGUGUUGAUGCUCGCGUGGGGUCUUGUUGCUGAUAUUGACAUUGAGUCUGAAAAAUACAGGUGGAUGGGGAGUGCUCGAAUAGAUUUCUAUGCCCUUCAGCGAAUAUUUGGCCUUAGAAAGUAUGAUGGAAGUAUAAUUUUUGUGCCCGCUUCCGGCUUUGAAACUUAUGGAGAACCACUCGACCAUGCAGAUGAUAUCAUUGUUAAAAUUGAAAGCGAAAGUAAUUCUGAUAUGGAACCCACCAGGACUCAACAGUAUGGUUAUCAUGGUCCUAAUGUUGAUAUAAAAAGUUUAAACUGGCACAAGAUCGAUGGCCCUUUUGUUUCAAUCUGGCUUCAUAACGUACCGUGGGGAGGUGAAGAUGCUAUGGCAGCACCUGAUGCUGAGUUUUCGGAUGGUUGUUUGGACUUGAUCAUGAUAAAGGACUGUCCAAAGUUAUCCUUGCUAAAUAUAAUGACUGAGUUGAGCAAUGGUGGCCAUGUCAAAUCCCCAUAUGUAUCUUACCUCAAGGUGCAUCGAUCGUUCUAAUCACAACAUCAAUUUCCAUUCAUUGCUGCUAAUAUUUGGUGAAGGCUCUUGCCUUACAGCCUGGCUUCCGAACUGAGGAUCCGGCCAAGGGUGGGAUCAUCGAUGUGGAUGGUGAGGUUCUGGCCAGAGGUAAAGGAACAUACAAGUGUGACCAGAAGAGCUUGAUGACUUAUGACAAACUGCUCAUUAAAGUGGAUCAGGGGCUGGCUACUGUGUUUUCACCCAUUUAACAUUUCAAUGUUAUUGAAUUCAUCUUAUCAUGCACUUUCACCCGUUUGAGAUGAGAUGAACGGAUGAAUAUUUUCUGUAUGGAAGAAGAGAUGAGAGGAGAGAAAACAAGAAGAUAAAGAAAGAAAUAUUUCUGCAUUGUAAUUGUAACUCGUGAAUGGCUUUUUUAUGCUUAAUUAAUGAAGUUUGAAAUAUAAUAUUAACCCAA
This is a messenger RNA of Olea europaea var. sylvestris, 1833 nucleotides long. RefSeq names its product sphingosine kinase 1-like. Gene Ontology annotation, biological process: sphingosine biosynthetic process. Gene Ontology annotation, molecular function: kinase activity. The record is from RefSeq and is a predicted model, not a curated record. The coding region runs from base 114 to 1397 and encodes 427 amino acids. Lineage: Eukaryota; Viridiplantae; Streptophyta; Magnoliopsida; Lamiales; Oleaceae. The transcript has 10 exons. Gene Ontology annotation, cellular component: intracellular membrane-bounded organelle; membrane; cytoplasm.